Molecule: messenger RNA, 2176 nt
Organism: Scaptodrosophila lebanonensis
Lineage: Eukaryota; Metazoa; Arthropoda; Insecta; Diptera; Drosophilidae
Product: solute carrier family 25 member 44
Exons: 4
Coding region: 379-1434 (351 amino acids)
Biological process (GO): branched-chain amino acid catabolic process; transmembrane transport
Cellular component (GO): mitochondrion
Molecular function (GO): branched-chain amino acid transmembrane transporter activity
Source: RefSeq, a predicted model, not a curated record
UGUGCUCCGCUCAUAUGUCACAACAAUGCGUGCGCAUCCCUCGCCCUCAACCAGUUUCGCCAAAAAUAUUUGUGAUUACAUUUACUUGCGGGUCAAUGAUGUAUAAAACUGAACAAUUGAUACACAAGACGAACGCUUAACCUACACCUACACACAUAUACACACAAGCGCGCAUAUCUUCAUUGCAAGUCAUGCUGCCAGUCGAGCAUUAAUGCCGCCGCCGCCAACGCAAACGGAUGACGAUGAUGAUGCUGUACAAGUAGUCGAAACAGGGACUUCGCCUUUUUAUACAUACAAGCCGAAAGCUUUCCACGUACAUGCUACCGGUUCAAUCGGAUUACAAGAAAAUCACCGUCAGCGGCACCAGCAGCUAGCAGAAUGUCUGGAACGGGCAACACAAGCAGCAAUUCGGGCAGUACCAAGAGCUCGAAUACUCGCGUGACUGUGGCUUCUGGCAGCGCUGCAGGCACAAGCAUCGGCGUGGACGGCUCCUCCUACAUACGCACAAUCGAAUGGAACAUGAUGAACAAAGCCAAAUUCUUUCCGCUGUCCAUGCUGAGCUCGUUCUCCGUGCGAUGCUGCCUUUUUCCACUGACUGUGAUCAAGACGCAGCUGCAGGUGCAGCACAAGAGUGAUGUCUAUAAGGGCAUGAUCGAUUGUGCCAUGAAGAUAUAUCGGUCGGAAGGUGUGGCAGGAUUGUAUCGCGGCUUCUGGAUCUCGUCGGUGCAGAUUGUGUCGGGAGUCUUCUACAUCAGCACAUACGAAGGUGUGCGUCACAUACUCACUGAUCUGGGUGCUGGACACCGUGUGAAGGCCUUAGUUGGCGGUGGCUGUGCGUCACUGGUGGGUCAAACCAUAAUAGUUCCUUUCGAUGUUAUAUCACAGCAUGCCAUGGUGUUGGGCAUGUCGGCGCAUGCGGGCUCCAAGUUUGAUGUUAAUCCACUGGGCAUUAAAUCGUGGCCCGGCCGCAGUCGCCUGCAUAUAUCCAUGGAUAUAGCACGUGAGAUCAUGCGACGCGAUGGCCUGAGCGGCUUCUACAGAGGCUACACAGCCAGCCUGAUGGCCUACGUUCCGAAUUCAGCCAUGUGGUGGGCAUUCUACCAUCUCUAUCAGGACGAAUUGUGCCGUAUCUGCCCCGUGUGGGUAUCCCAUCUAUUUAUACAGUGUGUGGCGGGCAGUUUAGGAGGUUUUACAACGACAAUAUUAACCAAUCCCCUAGAUAUAGUGAGAACGCGUUUGCAGGUACAUCGAUUGGACUCGAUGGGCACCGCUUUCCGUGAGUUGUGGCAUGAGGAGAAACUAAAUUGCUUUUUCAAGGGCCUUGCGGCACGUCUAGUGCAAUCGGCCGCCUUCUCAUUUAGCAUUAUCUUAGGUUAUGAAACCAUCAAGCGCAUUGCCAUCGACGAGCAAUACAAGAAUCAGAUACGCUGGUAAAUAAAGCGCACAAUCGAAGCAAGUACAUCAACAUCUCUGAAUCAAUAACCAGGAAUACUGCAUUUAUGCGACCGACCACAACGGAACACGCUAAAGCAACCACCCACAAAUCAACGCUGUCGAUAACAACCUUAACAAUUACACAUUCGUGAAAGAUAUGUUGUUGAGAAGGAGCUAGACUUGCUAAAUGAUUUUGUAAAUAACUGUCAAGGAAAUUCUUAAUGGAAGAAAGUUAGUAAAUGCGCAAGUUUAUUAGCUAAAUAAUAAUUGCGAGUGCAGCUGAAACUUAUUCUUAGUUAUGAAUUUGAGAAGAAAUAGAAGUCAAAUUUUGAAGCGCUAUAAAAUGUUCAACAUAUUUGAAUGCAAUUUAAUUUUUAAAAACCCAAAGUUGUAGCUUAAAGUGUAAAUUUAUUUGUUAUUAUAAUUAUUUUAUACUAUAUAUUCAAUUAGCACAAGAAGCAGUCUACGAGUUGAUUAACACAAUUCGUUCUUAAUGAUUUAGCCUUGAAUUGAUGUAAUUGAUGAUGAUGUUAAUCAUAAUGUACAUCAUAGUAAACAAAACUGGACAAAACUGGUCAUAUGUGUAAAAACACUUGUCUCAGUGUCAAUUUGGUGGGCACGGGGCUUUCGGGAAAAGUUAGAUGGCACUGCCUCUAAGAAGAUAUUUAAGCAUGUGUGUGUUCGUUUGAAUGAAAACUAGAUUUAUUGUAUAUUGUAAUAAAGUACAAACCAAGAAUUCCAA